This is a messenger RNA of Bombina bombina (fire-bellied toad), 1823 nucleotides long. It is a transcript of the gene SLC35A5, whose product is annotated as solute carrier family 35 member A5. Lineage: Eukaryota; Metazoa; Chordata; Amphibia; Anura; Bombinatoridae. Gene Ontology annotation, molecular function: pyrimidine nucleotide-sugar transmembrane transporter activity. The coding region runs from base 89 to 1348 and encodes 419 amino acids. The transcript is spliced from 7 exons. Gene Ontology annotation, cellular component: Golgi membrane. Gene Ontology annotation, biological process: pyrimidine nucleotide-sugar transmembrane transport. The record is from RefSeq and is a predicted model, not a curated record.
CGAGUCAUUAGGUAGGUGACGUGUCGUCGGUUCAGUCAGUGUGGUGGGGAUUAUUGAACCACAGUAAAUUAGAUAUGCUGGAAUUAAAAUGGGUAAAAUAAGAUACACAGGCUGUUUCAACACAGCAUGGAUCUCAAAGUCUUCCGUGCAGACAUUUCUCCUUGGAUUUGCCUUUGUUAGCCUUGGAUCAAGCCGUGUUCUUCUGAUGAAAUUUUCUGCCAAUGAAGAUAAUAAAUAUGAUUAUGUUCCAGUGACUGUGAAUAUUUGUGCUGAGUCUGUAAAGCUGCUAUUUUGCAUGAUAAUGGCAUUGAGGGUCAUUGUUAAAGAGAAACGUUCAUUGAGGUGCUCCGCGUGUUUUUCUUUGAAGGAGUUUUUCCGAUACAUAAAAUGGUCUGUUCCAGCAUUCCUUUAUUUUUUGGACAACAUAAUCAUUUUUUAUGUUUUGACCUAUCUGCAGCCAGCUUUGGUUGUUUUGUUGUCCAAUUUUGUUAUCAUUACGACUGCAUUCUUCUUCAGGAUUGUGCUGAAACGCCAUCUUUCCUACGUGCAGUGGGCCUCACUCAUAAUUUUAUUCCUGUCCAUUAUGAGUCUCACAUCCCAGAAGGGAUCGGUUCAUGAAGAUGUGUCAGUUCAUGAAAGCCAUCACAUUUUUCAUGCUGCCCCAUCCAAUAGCUGCAUUUACUUGAUACCGCCAGAAACAGGUUUUCAGGACUCCAACAGCCUAAAAGCCAUAACAAACUUGAAGACUAGCUCCCUUGGGUUUGGUCAUUUUCUGAUUUUACUGCAGUGCUUCAUUGCUGCUUUGGCCAAUAUCUACAAUGAGAAAAUACUCAAGGAAGGGGACCAGAUUUCCGAGAGCAUUUUUAUACAGAACAGCAAACUUUAUGUGUUUGGUGUUUUAUUUAAUGGGCUCACCUUGGUUUUGUACAAUGAGCACUUUACUAAAAUAAAGUCCUGUGGAUUUUUUUAUGGGCACAAUGCAUUUUCAGUUGCCCUUAUAUUUGCUACUGCCUUUGCUGGAUUGUCUGUUGCUUUUAUAUUAAAAUUUAGAGACAACAUGUUUCAUGUCCUGACAGCACAAGUCACAACAGUGAUCGUUACAGUUGUAUCUUUUUUUGUAUUUAAUUUCAAGCCUUCCAUGGAAUUCUUUUUGGAAGCACCAGUAAUACUGUUGUCUAUUUAUAUCUAUAAUGCAAGUAAAGUUGCAGAAUCCAAAGCUACUGUACAAGGAGAGAAACUCAAAAUAGUAAAUGGAGACGUCUGGGAACGUUCCAGUGGGGAUGGGGAAGAGCUUGAAAAAUUGACCAAAGCAAACGAAGAUUCAGAGACAGAUGAAGAAAUCUUUUAGAAAGGAAACGUUUAUGACUUUCCAGCUAUGAAGAUGGAUUGUGAAUAUAUUUGUAUUUACUUUUGAAAAAAUAUGAUCCUGGAAUAUUAUUUCUCCCACACAAAGUAAAUUGUGAACUGCACAUGAUGGACCAUAUGUACUGUGUAGUCCUAAUCUGUGUAACACCUUCCCUUCUGGGCAGUAGGGGGCGAUAUUUAUUAGGAUCGAGAAGGUGGAGGAGAACAGCUCAGUGAAUAUGACCCUAUAAGCUAUUUUACUGGAGUGCCUUAGAUACUUUGUAACAUUUUGUAAGGUAUCUACCAUAAAGGACAUUCCAUAUAUAUAUUUUUUUUUUUUUUUAAAUAACUUAUUGUAUUACCAAAGUUAUUAAUAAUGCAAAGUGCAUAUACACAGAAUUUUUGACAUUAUAAAGACUUUGACAAUUCUAAAAUAAUAAAUUAAAAUCAUCUCUUGUAGCCCAAAAGUCAAAACAUCA